GCAUGGUUAGACUUUUUCCAGUUCACUCACUGACGGCCGAUGGGUGGCGAGCCCAACCGCAAGGCCUUCAGACGAUGACAACGACGGUGGACCUUCAAACUGAAAAGGUUAGUAAGGGGUUCACCCAAGCCACAGCCGCCCCAAAGUUUCCGUUGUUAUGUAAGAGAACACACGAAGAUCACUCUGUUGGUGUUUUCUACGGGGAAAACCCUCUCGAAUUCUCCUUCGACGUCAUCAUAUUUGAGAUAUUCUUUGUCAUCACCGUCACCCAGAUUCUUCGAAUCCUUCUCCGCCCUCUGAAACAACCUAGGAUCGUUUCCGAGAUCAUUGGUGGAAUAAUCAUCGGACCUUCGGUUCUGGGGCGGAGCAAGGAGUUCAAGAAGUAUAUAUUCCCUGAAAAUGCCAAUUUCGUCUUGAAAAACGUUGGGAUUAUGGGUUUCAUGCUUUACCUGUUUGUGAAUGGGUUGAAAAUGGAUUUGAGUUUGAUGAAAAACUCGGGUAAGAAACAGUAUGGCAUUGCCCUUUUGGGAAUAACCAUUCCGAGUCUUGUAGCGUGUAUUGUGGGAUUCAGCAUCCGGAGCACCAUGUUGGACGAACAGCUUUCCAUGUCUUCCUCUAUCAUAACAUUUUCUGCCACGGCGUCAAUGACUGGAUUUCCAGUCCUCUACCCAAUUCUUAGAGAAUUAAACCUCCUUAGCUCGGAGGUGGGCCGUUUAGCCCUGGCGGUUGCAUUGAUCGGCGACGUACUCGGGAUAGGCAGCAUCGUCAUGUUUGAAGCGGUGAAACAAGGGGAAGUGGCGGCUAUGAAUACUCUAUGGUACCUGAUAUCCCUAGCAAUUUUGCUACUCUUCUUGUUCACGGCGGUCAAACGAGCAAUGGUGUGGAUCGUUAAAAGAACACCGGAGGGAGAGCCGGUGGAUCAAAUCUACGUCAUUAUUAUUUUAACAGGAGCAUUUGCUUCUGCAUUUUUAACGGACAUGUUUGGGAUUGCAGUUGCUAACGGGCCGUUUUGGUUGGGGCUGGUGAUACCUGACGGGCCGCCUUUGGGAGCCACCCUGGUGGAGAGGUCGGAGACAAUAGUGAUGGAACUUAUAAUGCCAUUUUCGUUUGCGUUGGUGGGGCUGUACACGGAUGUUUUCGCCAUGGUAGCCGGCGAUUGGGAGAACUUGUUGCCGUUGUUCAUCAUCACGGUUACGGGGUGGUUGGCUAAGUUUGUUGUAGUUACCACCGCUGGCCUUCUCUUUAACCUCACUUUCAAAGAUAGCCUCACCCUCGGCCUCAUAAUGAGCUUGAGGGGUCAAAUUGAGUUUAUUUUGUACGUCCACUGGUUAGACAAAAAGGUUGCAAAGGUAGAUACUUACACAAUGAUGGUUUUGGUGACGACGGCCAUGACUGCAAUAGUUUCGCCUUUGAUCACCCUGUUAUACGAUCCCACCAAGCCGUACAUGGUGCACAAGAGGAGAACAAUUCAGCACACCCCACCCGACACAGAGCUCCGGAUAGUUCUCUGCGUCCAUGACCAAGAAACCCUCCCUGGCCUAAUCAACCUCCUUGAUUACUCCCACCCCACUCUCAACAGCCCUUUCACCGUCUUCGCCCUCCACCUCAUUGAGCUCAUUGGCCGUGCCGCCCCUAUCGUCAUUGACCACGACCAACAGAAGGAGCCCUCCAAGUAUGGAAAUUAUGAAACUAUCCAUAAUGCCUUAAAGCUGUACCAAAACAACAAGGGUGAACUCCUAAAAUUACAUUCCUACACCGCCUGGACUCCUAAGAGGACCAUGUAUCAAGACCUAUGUAAGCUUGCCAUGGCCAAGAAAGCAGUAUUAAUUAUUUUACCAUUUUAUAAAGAGCGCGUUGAGGACAUUGCCUCUACAACUGAGCUGAUGCGUGGAGGGGUGAAGUCCAUGAACUUGAACGUCUUAGCUCACGCUCCUUGUUCCAUAGGCAUCUUCGUAGACAAGGCAUAUCUCCGCAAUCCCCUCUUGGCUCGAUCAUUCCGAGGGUCUCUAUAUAGUUUUGUAGUGUUGUUCAUGGGAGGAGCCGAUGCUCGGGAAGCUCUGGCAUAUGCUGAUCGGAUGGUUGUCAACCCUGACGUGUGCCUCACAGUAGUGCGGUUCUUAUCCUACAACAGUGAAGGUGAUAAUGAGAUGGAGAAGAAACUAGAUGACGGGGUGGUAACAUGGUUUUGGGUCAAGAACGAGGGAAAUGAAAGGAUGGUAUACAGGGAAGUGGUGGUGAAGAACGGAGAGGAAACGCUGGCGGCGAUUCAGGCAAUGAAUGAUGGGAGUUGUGAUCUUUGGAUAAUGGGGAGGAAACAGGGGAUCAAUCCAGUGCUUUUGGAAGGGCUAUCAGAUUGGAGUCAGAAUCAAGAGGAACUAGGGGUCUUAGGAGAUUAUAUUGCGUCGGCCGAUUUCGGUGGCUCAGCCUCGGUGCUGGUGGUGCAACAACAAAUUCUGAGAUGGCAAGGGCCAGCGACACACAUCUCCAGCGACAAUUUUUUGCAACAUUUGUUCUCAAAAUAAUUGCCACUGUACGUCUUCAUCUUCUCUACAGGGUCUGGUUGGUUUCUUGGCCGGUCGUCACUUUCAUUCUGCUCAAAUUGUGGUUGAAGUUCAGUUUUCCUCCAUGUUUGGAUUAAAAGUUGGUACUUUGUAGCCAUGGAUGAUGACAGUUCAAGCCCUUUAUGGAGGAUGUCGAGCAAACGCAGGUAUUUAUUCAUCUUUUGUGUGUGUGUGUGUUUCUUUUUAUAUCUUAAAAUCAUGGAAGAUUGUGAAUUUAGAGUUGGGAAGUUGGUUGUGUUAGGUAGCCCUAGUUCGGCUUGAAGCUUUGGAGAAUGGUAAUGUGGGGUAUUGAAACGGUGGAAAUUAAGAUGAUAAUGAGGCUUCUCUUGUGGAUGAUGAUCAAGGUUGAACUUUUUACCUUUUUUUUAUAUUUAUCUGUCUUGAUCUGGGAAUUUUUUCCAAUAGAAGUUUCUUAUACCUAAUUUAUCAACAACAUUUGAUUGGGAGUUUUGAUUGGUGAAGAACAAGUAUUUGUCUAACUGUUCAAAAUGGCCAAACCCACAAAUCCACCCCAAAAUAGGAGGCUAAGGAUGUACCCGCCCCCCAAAAAAAAAAAAAAAUGUAAGGACAAAUU
Messenger RNA from Rubroshorea leprosula, 3135 nucleotides. Lineage: Eukaryota; Viridiplantae; Streptophyta; Magnoliopsida; Malvales; Dipterocarpaceae. The record is from the annotation of a GenBank genome assembly.